UUCUGUACAAAAAAAGCCUUUGGUAGACAAUGCUGACCCCUCUCUCUCUCUCACGCACAAACAAACACGCACGAACACGCUGAAUUUCCUCUGUAUAAAGAACCAACUCGCCCCAAUAAACCUUCGUAAUCCACACCCACUCGAUCAUCUUUCACACUUCCACUCAACCAAAGAAAUGGAACGUGCUAAACUGCAGUCGAUGUUCCGGCCGCCGGAGACUCCAAGAGAGCCAAUGGAGUUCUUAUCCCGUUCAUGGAGUAUUUCAGCUCAUGAAAUCUCUAAAGCUAUUGCUCCACCACUGCAGCUAGUACCCAAGAAUCCCACAAACGACGGCGCUCCUCCACCUGGCUGCGGCCGUGAAACCAUUCAAGAAGAUGUCUCCGGAGAGUUGGAGGCUGCUGUUUCCGGCAACCCUUUUUCCUUUGCUUCUUCUGAAACUUCGCAGUUUGUCAUGGAACGCAUUAUGUCUCAAUCUCAGGAGGUAUCACCACGCACUUCUGGAAGACUAUCCCACAGCAGUGGACCUCUUAAUGGGUGUGGAUCUCUCACCGACAGCCCUCCUGUCUCUCCCCCUGAAUUGGAUGACCUCAAGUACUGUCGACUGAACCCAAUAAAUAACCAUUAUCGUGGAAGUGCCGCUAGUGGUACCACCAUGGUUGGCGGUGGAAAGACGGUUGGAAGGUGGUUGAAGGACAGGAGAGAGAAAAAGAAAGAGGAGAGUAGAGCACAGAAUGCUCAGCUCCAUGCUGCCAUUUCUGUCUCGGGGGUUGCUGCUGCUAUUGCUGCCAUAGCUGCUGCCACUGCUGCAUCGUCUGGGGUAGGAAAGGAUGAGCAGAUGGCUAAAACCGACAUGGCUGUGGCUUCUGCUGCGACAUUGGUUGCAGCACAAUGUGUUGAAGCGGCUGAGUCAAUGGGAGCGGAACGCGAACACUUGGCUUCAGUUGUUAGCUCGGCUGUCAAUGUGCGGUCAGCAGGCGAUAUCAUGACCUUAACAGCUGCUGCUGCUACUGCGCUGCGUGGUGCAGCCACAUUAAGGGCAAGGGCAUUGAAGGAAGUGUGGAAUAUUGCAGCCGUGAUCCCUGUUGAUAAAGGGAUGGGAGCUAGUACCAGUGGUAAUGGGGGCAGUAAUGGAAGCUCAAAUAGUAGUUUUAGUGGCGAGCUUGUUCCCGAAGAUAAUUUCCUCGGAAUUUGUAGUAGAGAAUUGCUUGCCAGAGGUUCAGAGCUCCUGAAGCGAACGCGCAAUGGUGAUCUUCACUGGAAAAUCGUGUCAGUUUACAUCAACAAGACGGGUGAGGUUAUGCUGAAGAUGAAGAGCAAACAUGUUGCUGGGACUGUCACUAAAAAGAAAAAGAAUGUAGUGCUGGAGGUGUUGAAGGACAUUCCGGCAUGGCCGGGCCGCCACUUGCUCGAGGGUGGUGAAGAUAGACGAUAUUUCGCAUUGAAGACUGUGGCACGGGGGGUUGUUGAAUUCGAGUGCAAAAACCAGAGGGAAUACGAUAUUUGGACUCAAGGUGUCUCAAGGCUUCUUGCUAUUGCUGCAGAGAAACACAGCAGAUAUCGAACCUGAAUUUCCUCUCGACAGCUACUGUUAGAUUAUCAAUUUUACCAAAAUAUCUGGACUAACCUUAUUAUUUUAAAAUAUGGGUUGGGGUUUGUUCGUUCUUGUGUUUUGUUAAUAUAAAGAGGAAAAUUGAAGUAAAAGUUUAUCCAAAUUCACUUCUAUGAAUGUAAUUUUGGUGUCGUGAUUUAUGUGAAUUAAAGUGUAGGAAAAGCAAGAAAGCCAUGUGAACCCAACUCUUUUGUUCUUUUACAGAAAAGGAGGAUCUUGGAGUUAGGUUUGGUCAAAAAGAAUGUGGGAAUUCCCAUUGGAAUAUAUUGGCUGCUUUUCUUGAAAUGUUGUUUGUCGGAUAUUAUUAGAUUAAGGUUUCUAAUUAAGUGUAAACUUGCUUUGUCUUCAUCUGUAAUUACCACUUUAUGUAAUAAAUUUCUUUGGAUUAGUUCUUU
Olea europaea var. sylvestris is the source of this 2004-nucleotide messenger RNA. Its product is annotated as VAN3-binding protein-like. The transcript has 7 exons. Bases 176 to 1567 code for a protein of 463 amino acids. The record is from RefSeq and is a predicted model, not a curated record. Lineage: Eukaryota; Viridiplantae; Streptophyta; Magnoliopsida; Lamiales; Oleaceae. Gene Ontology annotation, biological process: phloem or xylem histogenesis; leaf vascular tissue pattern formation; auxin-activated signaling pathway.